AGGCCCUUCCGAAGCGUCCAUGUCUAUUGUUCGGGCACGUCCUCAUUCAAUCUGAGACGCGCUCAAAGUCGUAUAUAAAGGAUAUUCCGAGGAUCCAGAUGAACCACCCUGUUCUCCUUCCGCGCACCCUGUCUCUGAAGUCUAUACCCGCCGUUGACCGGCUCUUCUAAUCUCGUUCUGCUCUAUUGAAGCUUGGGUUGCUCAUCAAGUCACGACUAGUCUAGCACUCGCAUCCUUCAAUCUGCAUUUCCGCUACAUUACCACUCGUGCAGGAAAACAUGAUGCGCACUACGACUUUUUUCUUUAUUCUCGCCUCCAUGCUAUGGACCGUGGCUCGUGCGACUGAGUUCCAGGUUACCGUCGGUGGACCAGGGGUAUUGCGAUACAACCCGGAGUAUGUGAACGCCACCACUGGGGAUACCAUCGUAUUCUCGUUUAGACAGGAGAACCACACGGUCACGCAGUCCUCCCUUGACAACCCGUGCCAACUUGUUGAUGGCGGCUUUGAUUCUGGCUUUAUACCCGUCGCUGCCAACAACAGUAAUGGUCCUUUCCCGGCUGCUCAGUAUACGGUCACAGACGACAGCCCAGUCUGGAUAUUCUGUCGUCAGGCGAACCAUUGCCAGCAAGGGAUGGUAUUUGCCAUCAAUCCCGGCGAUAAAUUUGCCAGCUUCAAAGCGAAUGCUUUCGGGAAUAACACUGCUAACGCGACGACAUCUGCCACUGCUUCGUCCGCGGGUGCAACUUCUGGCACCACAACCGAUUCUGCGACUUCGGGUGCAGUGUCGUCGUCAGUCGUCGCCUCGACUUCAGCGUCGAUUUCUGCCACUGCAACAGACGCAGCCAUCGUCAACGUCACGACGACUGUUACAGUCUCGCAGACGGCACAGCCCUCAUCCUCUGCGUCUUCGACGAGCUCCGCUGCAGGAUCGACGAGCACAUACGCGGAGCAUAUUGUCAUCGUGGGCGCUGACGGAAAGCUGGCGUACGAACCUUCGAACAUCACUGCGGCUGUUGGAGACAUCAUUACAUUCCUGUUUAUGCACGCGAAUCAUACGGCCACGCAGAGCAGCUUCUCGGAUCCUUGCACGAGCUUGACGGAGACGAGUACGUCAGGACAGAUUGGAUUCGACUCCGGUUUUAUGCCGGUUGCCAACGGUACCUCCGAUUACCCUACGUACACUGUGGAGGUGAACAACACGGACCCAAUGUGGGUAUACUGUAAGCAGACGAACCCGCAAGACCACUGCGCGGCGGGUAUGGUCUUCUCCCUGAACGCCGUCGCAUCCGGCCUGGAGGACUACUCAGCUUUCGUCGAUGCUGCGAAGCAGAGCAAUGCCACGUCGGCGACGUCGCAUUCCGGCAGCAGCCGCUCUAUCACGUCCGCUCGCAAUGCUGGCGUUGCGCUCACGCUCCUUGCUGUCAUGAUGGGCCUCGCCUUGUAGACGACCUCAAGGACUCGACUUACGGACUAACGACACUGAAGAACACUGAUGCAAUGGACUGCAUGUAGCGAUAGUCUGUACUUGGGAUGUCUCGUAAUUGGACAUGUAGGCUUUAUGGACCGAUCCAUUAUUAUUAUUAUCGCA
Molecule: messenger RNA, 1589 nt
Organism: Rhodofomes roseus
Lineage: Eukaryota; Fungi; Basidiomycota; Agaricomycetes; Polyporales; Fomitopsidaceae
Exons: 5
Coding region: 279-1445 (388 amino acids)
Source: RefSeq, a predicted model, not a curated record